AUGCGCGCCGUCCUCGUCACCAUCCUCGCCCUCGUCGCCGCCUCCGUCGCCCAGGCUCCCGCCAACCCCUAUACCGGCCCCUGCACCGACGAGGCCUGCGGCGUCGAGAGCGAAAACUGCGACGCCCAAGGCCGGCAAUGCUUCCCUUUCCCCAACAUCGCCCCGGCGCUUCGCGAGGGCUGCGUCUGCGGUUCCGGCUGA
Colletotrichum destructivum is the source of this 201-nucleotide messenger RNA. RefSeq lists its product as uncharacterized. Lineage: Eukaryota; Fungi; Ascomycota; Sordariomycetes; Glomerellales; Glomerellaceae. The transcript has a single exon. The record is from RefSeq and is a predicted model, not a curated record. Bases 1 to 201 code for a protein of 66 amino acids.